Molecule: messenger RNA, 1602 nt
Organism: Symbiodinium sp. CCMP2592
Lineage: Eukaryota; Dinophyceae; Suessiales; Symbiodiniaceae
Source: the annotation of a GenBank genome assembly
AUGCCGGAUCCAAGACCUCAGCCCUUGCCAAACGUCGGUGAUGCGAGCAUCACGGAGGACGAGGCAGGGGAGGGCGGGCCGCUGAUCGGAGCCAAGACCCAGGUGAAGACCGUGGAUGAGGUGGAUGUUCUGACGGUGCAGGAGAGUCGCCAGCGAAACUGCUUCUGCCUGCUCGCCGGAAUCUUUUGCGGCAUCACCAUUUUUGUUGCCGGCACCCUCUGGGAGAAGCGCAGUUCCAGUGUUGGAUCAAUACUGUCGGUUUCCGGUGGCGAGAAAACUGUGCCCUCUCCCGAUGCUUUGCAACAACCUGCUACAAUCCCAGGCGCUGGAGCCCCUCAUGCCCAAGACCUGCAGCCUCUCGUCACUACUCAGCUUUCGACCACAAUCCCGACUCCUGCCUUUAGACCUGCAACAACCCGGCCUGCGGUGACGACGACGCCGGCAGCGACGGCAGCGACGACGCCGGGGCUGCCUCUUCCAACGCCAACAAAGCAUGGCUUGUUCUCGGCUGGCGACUACAGGUAUCCCCAUGAUCCCAGCAGCUCUGCGUUUAACGCGAAGGCCAUGGAAUGCCUCAGACAGACGAACCCCGACCUCCAGCGCUUUGAGUAUCCUGCUGAUGCUGAAGAGCAUUUCGAAGAGCUGAAUCGAACAAUGAGCCAGUUCACCAAAGGGGUGAAACCGCUCUGCGGCCAAAUCUCCGCUGGCUACUGCGGUCCAUGGCUGGAGAACUACUGGAUCUGGGAAUUCAGCGCCACAUGGAAGAACCGCAAGAAUGGAACACGGCUUCGGGAUAUCUUCGGGCCGUAUAUUCCAAUCAUCUUUCCUUUCCUCGAUAUCUUUGUUCCACAUAAAUUUCGGUACCCGGAAGGCACCCUUGAAACUCUGAACCAAACAUUAAGGCCCAAUGUGCUGUACCUAGCAGUAUCUCAGAACGACGAUGGCAUCUUUGGCCAUCCAGACCGGAAACUCGCAUUCAGGCAGACGGACUUCCCAAAUAUGCUGGUGCUGAGUGCAGGUGGCUACGGCCAUGUCCCCUUGCCACUAUUCAAGCAGAUUGAAGCGCCAGUUCAAGCAGCUCCAAUACCAGAGAGGACUUACGCGGUUUCCUUCAUGGGCUCAAUAAAUCACGGACCAAAGGGAACCCGGUCAGUCAUGAAGGCCAUGGCAGAAAGAUGGGGCAAGCUGAGGAAUAAGACAGUGAAGAUAGGUUUCGGCAAAGACUGGAAGGAGGUCAUGACGAAUACGACCCUGAAUCUCUCUCCCCGUGGUUUCGGACGGAAUGCUUACCGGACAGAGGAGCUGUUUCAGAUGGGUUUUAUCCCAGUCUACAUCCAUGAGAAGGGGCCGUGGCUCUUCUACCGAGAUCUUUGGACCGAGGAGAAAAUCGGCUUCUUCUCCACACCUGGCGGUUUGGAGUCCACCUUGGAUCGCGCUUUAUCUGAUAUGCCAAAGCUCAUGGACAUGGAGAGACGAAUCCGGGCCAUGCGAGACACUCACUUUAUGCCCUUGGGGGUGAUGGACCAGAUCUCGAAGUUCAUGACAGAGCGGGACGGCGGUGGCGACUUGAGGUGUGAACCUUUGCCGGACAGCGUCCUAUGA